ACCGGACCUGCCGUGCGGGGUGGUGCGGCGCCGCGGAGUGUGUUUGGCGUAGGGCGAGAUGUUGUGUUGUUGUGGCGAUCAGCUGAAUGUGGCAUCGCUGUCCGGUCUGACACAACAGUGGGAAGCACCCAGAGCCCCUCCGGCUCUUCCUGCGCUCAAACGCGGGCACCGAGAGCAGCUCUAUCCGGCGCAGCGCAAUCCAGGAAAUGCGGACUUCUGGCCCUUUCGCUUCGGAAUAAAUGGCUGCAGCGUACGCACUGAAGCAAGCUGGUUUGCCGCAUUCUGAUGACUGAGAGUGCAAAUACAAAGCAGCUGACCGUGAACGACGGGUACAGUAAGCUGCGUGGGAGAAUUUGCACUGUGAUCUUGACAUCCACGCAUCAGUGCAACUUGUGGAUGCAGAGAGGACAGCUUUCGAAAAUUGCCUGUGAAGCGUCUCUGAGGGGGAAGACCAGACUGCUCUGUCAGACCCAUUCAGAUGCUGAACGGCUAACGUAUAAUAAACAAAGGAGAUGCAAGGAAGACCUCGGGAAAGCUUUUAGAAUGGCCUGGGUUGGACUGAAGCGAGGCUACUUUGGACAGAGAGAUGAUCCAUGUUUACCUGCAUCCAUGCAGCUCCAGGGCACCUUUUAAUGAUGCCUCACAUGGUCCUCCAUAAAAACUCCAGGCCCACACUGAAAAAGGCCUUCCUCUGUGAUUUAAAAGUCAGUGUGUUGAUGAACCCCUGCCUCUGACCUCUCUGCUGCCAUGCGGUUAGUCCCAUGAGGCUCAGAGAGCCCUUCCUUGUGUGUCUUUGAGGCCUCCUCCCCACUCUAUGGAGGCUGAGCCUAGCCGUCCAGCUGAUGGGGAGCGCCCUGGAAGACAAGAGCAGCAGCAUGCCACAGCUGAAUCCUCACUAGGGUCUUGUCCACCACUGCAGCCCCAGCAGCCUCCUAAUCCUCGGCCUGUACACAGAUCCUUGGGCCGCCUGCAGAACCGGCAACCAAAACGCACUGACCUUCUGCUUAGGUUACAGCAGCAGCAAGCAGUAGCAUGGCAGCAUUCAGACACCCCAGGUACCUCAGGAGGAAGCUUCUGCUUUCCAACUUCCCCAUCAACCUCAUCCCUCCCCUCUACUUCCAGCCAGGGUGAACAUGGUCAUGGGGUCCCAUCGCAGUCCAGCCAAGAAAACCCAGAAGUGGUUAGCUCACCAAGAAAAGGAGAGAAAAAGCCCCAGAAACCAGGGAAAUAUGUGUGCUCUUAUUGUGGCCGUCCAUGUGCCAAACCAAGCGUACUUCAGAAACAUAUUCGUUCACAUACAGGAGAAAGACCCUACCCUUGUGGCCCUUGUGGAUUUUCCUUUAAGACCAAGAGCAACCUGUACAAGCAUCGCAAGUCCCAUGCCCAUCGUAUUAAAGCAGGCCUAGCAUCCAGUCGAAAUGAGCCCAGUUUGAGUGGACCAGAAGGUAGUGGUGUUGGAGAGGAACCUGAGGAACACACAGAUGGAGAAAGCACUGAGUCUGAAGAGGAGACAGGCCAACACAAGAAAUCCUCCUCUAAAGAAAUGCUGGGCCACCAGAGGAAAGGUAGCAAGGAGCCGUUGGAGGAGAGCCAAAGACCUGAAGACUCCCAGGCUGUAAAGCAGAGGCUAGCAUUGAGGCUUAGUGAAAGGAAACGUGGCCCAAUGGCAUCUCCAGAUGAUCCUCCUUCCUCUCUCUCCACCUCAUCUUCUUCUCUAGGCCCUGGAAGUAAAGGCAGCACAGAGUCUGGCUACUUUUCUGGAUCAGGCAGCACGGACCUGUGUCAGGUUAGCCCUCCCAGUGCCAGCGCCAAAACAUAUGCAGAAAUUAUUCUUGGGAAAUAUGGAAGGCUGGGAGGGCAGCAGCGCAGUCCCCAUCAACAGCAUCCUCAUACAUCACUUUCAUCAUCCUCAGGGACAGAGGACAAGAGUAUUCCCUUCAAUGUACCCAAAACUCAAGUAAUAGAACACAUUACCAAGCUCAUAACCAUCAAUGAAGCAGUAGUUGACACUAGUGAGAUCGAUAGUGUAAAGCCAAGGCGCUCUUCUCUGUCCAGGAAGAGCAGCAUGGAGUCACCCAAAUUUAUUACCCCUAAAGAUCCCUAUAUAUUUGAUCCCAAAGGAGAAGUCCCCGGCCCCAGUGGUUUGAGGCACCUCCACAAUCCUGAGGCAGAUCCAUUAGGAACCCAAGAGCUGUCAGCAGUUCCUCUGCUGAGAUGCCACUCAAUGCCAUCCCCUACCAGUCAAGGAGAGCAGUCCACCUCUGGCCCCAUGUCCCCCAGAAGUUACCGUCUCUGCCAGUCGUUUGAUGAGCAGCAAGCAGUGGUAGCAGAGAUGAGGGUUGGCCAUGCCCAGCGUAUGCUGCGGCGCCAGCCUGCCAUAGAAGUCCCAUUGGGAGCUGAGGUCAUGCUUGAGGAGGCCAGUCCCACUUCUUCCUACUCAGCCAGACAGCCACAGCAACAACAACAACAGCCAAGAAGUCCAAGCCUGUUUGUGUGUGAAGCCUGUGGGGCCCCCUUCCAACACAGUGAUCUCUAUGAUGCACACAGAGGAAUAUGCCCAGGGCGACAAAAAGUAGAACAAAAGAGCAGAGAUGUGGGUAAAACAUCCAGGGAGGAUCGCCCCCCAAUGAUGAUGCACUACAAAUUCAGAGCACUGGCCAUGGCCGUGAGGAAGAGAAGGAAAGAGGAAAGUCUGGAGGAGGAUCCUCCCAGCCCCGGAUCUGUAGCCAUUUCAGGCAGCUCUACUGGGCUCAUUCCUAUGUCAAGCAGACCAGAGCAUGGCCAGGUCCUCUCAGGUGUUCCUUUACAGACUGAUCCAAAACCAGACCAGGAUAGAAAGGGUGUGUCUGUGAUCCAACACACAAGCUCGUUUGAGAAGCAGGAGAGCAUAUCCACUGAAAGUCAGGAAGCAGACCUCAAAGAGAGUCAGCAAAGGCAACAACCUGAGCCAAAACCAUCACCCACUACAUCUCGCCUCAUACGCCAGCGAAACAUUCAAGUGCCAGAGAUCCUUGUUACUGUGGAGCCUGAUGCUGACAUGCCAUCUGUGUCACCACCAGUGACAGCAUCCUCAUCCAAGGAGGCAGAGAGAGUGGAGGAGUUCCAGUGGCCUCAGCGUAGUGAGACCCUGGCCAAGCUCCCUGCAGAGAAGCUGCCACCAAAGAAGAAGAGACUCCGCCUGGCAGAGGCAGCCCAGUCCUCUGGGGAGUCUAGCUUUGAGUCUGUGUCUCUGCCUCGCAGCCCCAGUCAAGAGAGCAACAUCUCACACACUUCAAGCCUCUCUGCGUCUUUUGAGGAGACAGCAAGAUCAGAUUCUGCCAUCUGGGCCUCCAGUAGCCAAAGCUCCCAGAUGUUGAUGGUGCCAUCAGCUUCCCACCAACACCACCAAAGCCAAAAGGAAAUGAGGCGUUCAGCCUCUGAGCAGACCCCACCUAGCCCACAACAAACAGAGCAGAUCUCAGAGACUAGGAGUAAAUCAUUUGACUACGGGUCCCUGUCUCCUCAGCAGUCUUCGUCCUCCUGGAAAGAAAGGAGGAAAUGUCUCCUUGUGAAGCAUGCCACCUUGGGGGAACCUGAGCAGGAGGAGGGGACCAACAUGAGUCACUUGUCCAGAGCAGAGAGUCCAAAGCCUGGGCCUUCCCACUCAAUCCACCUGCCACCCUACUCAACCGAGGCAAGCUCUUGCUUCAACCCUGAAGCUGCAGGGAAAGCAUUGCAGCUGUUGCCACGACAAAUCUUCCCACCCUCUCAGGAUAUGCUCCUUUAUCAGCCCAGUGGCCAGCAAAGGUUUCCCCAAGGACAGCUAUCUCAGCUGCUCCCUGUCUCCACAGGCAUCUCUGAUGUGCUGUCUACCCAAAUAAUCCAUAGAGCAUUCUUACAUUCACAGACAGGACCUCCACCUAUACAGUUACACCCAGCACAGAUCCACAUGGCUGAACAGUUAGGUAUACCUUUCCCUCAGCUUCCUGCUCUUGUUCCUCUGCAGUUCUCUUCCAGGACUAGAGCUAAUCAGGCACUGUGCUUGCCUUUGUCUUCAAGACUUACCACACAAGUUCCUUCCAUUGCAACUACGGAGAGCAGACCCGCCAUCGCUGCUAUGUCAUCUGCCCUUCCACGUCAAGCCCUUGUAAGAAUCUCUUACCAUCACCCAAGGCCGGUUAUUGCCACAUGCCUGGCACAGCUUACACCAUUAGUGUCCAUUGUGGUGCCAGUGCGACUACAGACCCAUAUGCCGACCUAUGCUAAUGCCAUGUAUACAACCCUGUCCCAGAUCCUGGCCUCCACCUGUUCACAGGGACCCAUUUCUUGCACAGCUAUGGUCAUCAUGGGUCAGGUAGAACGGAACAAGCUCCAAAGGUCCUACCUGAAAGUCCCCUCCCCUGACUUCAAAAGCCUUCUUUCCAUUUCUCUCCCCACAGAAAUGGCCUCGGGUUCUGGGGAGGGGUACGGCCCUCUGGGGGCUGGAGGAAGUAAGCGCAUGCUUUCCCCUGCAGCUAGUCUGGAGCUCAGCACAGAGGCCCAGCGUCACCAGAAAAGGGUGAAAGAGGAAGGGGAAAAGGAGCAACAUAAAGCAGAGGAGGAGGGGGACGAGGAAGAGGAGGACAAUGUGGUACAGAAGUUUAGACAAGAAAAAGCCAAUGAGAAAAAUCAAGAGGUGGGAGAGGAGAAACAGGCACAGAGAGUGGAGUUCACAGCUGUUAAAGUGGAGGGUCAGCCAGAGCAAGUACCAAGGACACAAUAUGCGGAGGAAAAGAAGAAAGAGGAGGGGAGGAAGGAGUCAACAAGCCAAAAAAAGGAGGGGAUGCUAGUUGUGAAGGAAGGCAUUAAAACACCAAGCAUCCCUUCAUACCCCAGCCUCGACACCUCCACCUCAGUCAACUGGUGCUACCUAAACUACGUCAAACCCAACCCAUCUGCCCUAUCGGACCCUUGCUCUUCAGUGUAUUCCACCUGGAGUGUCAGUGCUCAUAACCCAAACUUGCCAGGACUCAGCACUAAGUCAGUGUUGUCUCUACUGUGCUCCAAACAAAAGCACAGCUCUGAGACGUACACCAUGGCAACAGCCCCAACCCUAGCCAAAAGCCAGUUGGCCCCUGCCAGUAGCAGCACCUCACGUGUGUCAGAGGUACAUGCCACCCCAGCCAGCACCCUCGCCAGAGUGAAGGAUGAACAGCAGCAUGAAAAGGAGGAGAAAAAAGAGACGACAGAGGAGGAACCUUCCACCUCCAAACACAGUGAGGUUCCUCGAGUUCGCAUCUUUGAAGGCGGGUAUAAGUCCAAUGAGGAGUAUGUUUAUGUGAGAGGUCGUGGCAGGGGAAAGUACAUAUGUGGAGAAUGUGGCAUCCGCUGUAAGAAACCAAGCAUGCUAAAAAAGCACAUCCGAACACACACAGAUGUCCGUCCUUACGUCUGCAAACACUGCAACUUUGCCUUCAAAACCAAAGGAAACCUUACCAAACACAUGAAGUCAAAGGCUCAUGGGAAAAAAUGCCAGGCGAUGGGAGUAUCUGAGUCAUCCCUGGACGAGCCAGAGAGCGAGGAAACAGCAGGAAGUGAUGAGCGUGUGUGUGGCUCAGAGGAACAAGAGGGACACCAGUUUUCUGAUGUGGACGAGUCUGAGGAUGACGAUGACAAUGAUGAUGAUGAAGAGGAAGAGGAGGAGUCUGCAUCCCAUGAUGACCCACCAUCCUCUUGUUCAUCCGACACCCACCAAUCAACAGGAGGGCAUUCCUGGCACUCUCAGCAGGGCACUCCUGAAGCCGAGCCUCUGGGUACCGGUCUCAGCCCCGGUCAGGAGCCUUCUCACAGAGGGGUCUGGCCCAGAAGACGAGCCACCUCUCCAGGCAGCAGGCGAGCGCUGUUUUCACGACGGGGCUGGAAGGCGUCGCCCCGAGGAUUCUCCCCCAGCAGUGAGAGCUGCUCCCCCAGCCGCAGCCUCUCCCCUCGCCUGGAGCUGUCAUCACCCAUCCACAGCUUCUCCCCCAGGACGGAGCUUUCCUCACCCUCCCAGCAUAUCUCACCCUCCCCAGAGAGAGGGCCAUCUCCCAUCAGACCCCUUUCCCCUCUACGGCCCAUUUCGCCCAGCUGCCACCGUUCAUCACAUGCAAGGACCCUUCCCUCACCUUUGGGUUUUCAGCACAGGACCCCUGGGUACAUGCCUUGGGAGACCCCAGGGACAAAGCGUGGUCAUGUCAGACAGGACAAAAGUGGUACUGAGGGACCAACAUUGCCAGAAUCCAGCUUGUUUCCGCCUUCUUUCCGUCUCUCCACAUGUGAGGGUUAUCCUGGCCUUCAAACAGUAGACACCACCUUCAGCCAUCUUCCCAUGCACUCCCAACAAGCCAGGGUCCCCUAUCCCAUGAUCCCCAUCGGAGGGAUCCAAAUACUACAAGCCAGACCGAGGUCCCACCCUACCACCCCCUCAUCCCCAACCUCACCCCCCAUGGAAGGGCCGUCUUUUGCCAGGUUUGAAUCUUACUGGGGCGGGACCCCCAGAACUCAAGGGCUUAGGACUCCUGGAGACCCCUGGUCAGAGCACCAGGCAGCAGGAACCAGCCAACCAGUGCGCUGCGUUUACAGCACAGCAUUCACAUGUUCCAAACAGGUGGAGACCACAGACUCGAAGCAAUAUGGCAGCUCACAUGGCUCCGUCUACAUCCCCAGCUCUGCUGGCGGGACGCCUGAACGCGGCGUCAGAGACAGCCGUUCAAGCGCCCCCCCAAGUGUCACAGCCCCAGUAGCUUCGCGUCUCAUUGGACAGCUGCCAGAAGGGGAGGAGCCACAGUCUGGUGGCGGGAUGGAAAAGCAAGGAGCUAAAGGAGAAAGAACAGACCAGAGCACUUAAAGUGUCACACCUUGAUGCGUCAUGCAUCCAAUUUUGGUUUAUUGGUUGCUACAUUAGUCUUGUUUUUUAUUGCUUUGUUUUUAUACAGUUUUCAAUACUAUUGGUAACUUAAAUGUUUGUUCUUUGGCAAUAUUCAGGUUUGUUAUUAAAAAUGCACUUUUUUCUUUGUAAAAUAAUGUCUAUCUAUAUAUAAAUUAUAUAUAUACACAAAUAUAUCCCUCCUGUAUCUGUAUUGAUACUGGUAAUCGUAAUGUUUGUUCAAAUGUAUGUAAAUGAAAAAUUUAUACAUUUGUAAAUGACCAAAAUCUUUAAUCAACAUAAUUCCGGUUUUUGUUUGUCCAAAUUUUGUCCAGUAUUACUCAAAUUGUAGUUACUUGUGCCUUUUCUGUCCAGGUUUGUGUUAUGAGAUGUACAGUGCAGAGAGAAGGCUGUGAAAAUAUUCUUCUUUUUUCCUGGGAGUUAGUAUUUUGAAUGUUUCUGUUCUAAAGGCCAUGGCUUUAAUGACAGGGUAACAAAGAGAGGUGGUUUUGAAGGAGCAGCAGAAACGUGUCAAAGUAAUUGCACUGAAGUUCUAUUUUUUUACAACAGAAGAUUUUAGAUUAGAGAUUGUCUCUGUACAGGGAAGAGCGCUCCUUAUUUAUUGUUGUUGAAUGACAAUGAUCAUUGUUUUCAAGGUGUUUUUUUUUUACUUUUUUUAACAGAAAAUGAUGUUUUUCUGUCUUUUUCAUGAUAUUUCUGUGACUUGAAAUGUUCAAAAAGAUGAGGGAUUGAGUUUAGCUGGUACAAGAGGAUUAAGUGCCCUGCAGAUUUCACACACAGCAAACUUUCUAGUCAUUGAAGAAAUAAAAAAAUGCACCUGA
Notolabrus celidotus (New Zealand spotty) is the source of this 7704-nucleotide messenger RNA. RefSeq names its product transcription factor HIVEP3 (gene hivep3b). Bases 815 to 6844 code for a protein of 2009 amino acids. Gene Ontology annotation, biological process: regulation of transcription by RNA polymerase II. The record is from RefSeq and is a predicted model, not a curated record. The transcript has 11 exons. Gene Ontology annotation, cellular component: nucleus. Gene Ontology annotation, molecular function: DNA-binding transcription factor activity, RNA polymerase II-specific; RNA polymerase II cis-regulatory region sequence-specific DNA binding. Lineage: Eukaryota; Metazoa; Chordata; Actinopteri; Labriformes; Labridae.